Messenger RNA from Leucoraja erinaceus (little skate), 6276 nucleotides. Its product is annotated as CSC1-like protein 2. The coding region runs from base 231 to 2729 and encodes 832 amino acids. The record is from RefSeq and is a predicted model, not a curated record. Lineage: Eukaryota; Metazoa; Chordata; Chondrichthyes; Rajiformes; Rajidae. Gene Ontology annotation, cellular component: plasma membrane. The transcript has 25 exons. Gene Ontology annotation, molecular function: nucleic acid binding; calcium-activated cation channel activity.
GGGAGGCCGGCCAUCCAUACACUUGUUGUCUGUCGCCUCCUCCUGUCGGCCACUGGCAAGUGUUCGCUCGGCGGCCUCCAGGCAACAGUGUCGCUCUGCCGUCGCCGUCUGAAGCCCCGGCGGAUUGACCGUGUCUUUCUCCGCGCCUGGAUGGAGCCCGGGCCCGAGCGGCGGGCUGGUUGCUAGGGAGCGGCCGGCAGCAGUGCAGUUAAGAUCAUGAAGAAAUAAAGAUGACAUUUAAUUUAGAGCCAACCACUAGCUCCAGAGUGACGGUGAAUUCUAAUUUAACCUAUUGCUACAGUGCUCGGAUAAGAAGUACUGUGUUGCAAGGCCUGCCCUUCGGAGGGGUUCCUACAGUUCUUGCACUAGAUUUUAUGUGCUUUUUGGUGCUGUUGUUUGUGUUCUCAAUUUUGCGGAAGGUAGCCUGGGAUUAUGGGCGUCUCGCACUGGUGUCGGAUUCUGAGAGAAAGAGACGUGGGAAACUACGAGCGGAAGAGCGGGAAUAUGUGGCUUCGGCUUUGCAUUCGGAGAACCAUGACCGAUAUGAGCGCCUGACCUCCGUGUCAAGCUCAGUUGACUAUGAUCAGAGGGAUAAUGGCUUCUGUUCGUGGUUGACUGCUAUCUUCAGAAUAAAAGAUGAAGAGAUCAGAGAGAAAUGUGGCGAAGAUGCCGUCCACUACUUGUCCUUCCAGCGUCACAUUAUCGGGCUACUGGUGGUCAUUGGCGUAUUCUCUGUGGGAAUAGUCCUGCCUGUCAACUUCUCUGGAGAUCUGCUCGAAAAUAAUGCCUACAGCUUUGGCCGGACGACUAUCGCAAACCUGAAGUCUGGGAAUGACCUCCUAUGGCUCCAUACCGUAUUCUCUUUCCUGUACCUGCUUCUCACUGUCUACAGCAUGAGGCGACAUACUUCCAAAAUGCACUACAAGGAAGAUGAUUUGGUAAAACGCACUUUAUUUAUAAGUGGAUUAUCAAAAUAUGCUGAACCAGAGCAUAUAAAACAACACUUUCAGACUGCCUAUCCAGAUUGCCCUGUUUAUGAAGCCCGACUGUGCUAUAAUGUGACCAAGUUAAUGCGUCUCAGGGAAGCCCAGUUGAAAGCGGAGCGCAGUCGUGUGUACUAUUCGAAAGAGGAGACGCCAGUCAUGAUAAACCCCAAGCCCUGCGGUCAGAUCUGCUGCUGUGUGGUCAAAGGCUGUGAGCAGGAGAACGCUGUGGAGUAUUACAUGAGACUGGAGCAGAAACUGAAGGAGGAGUACAUCAAAGAGAAGGAAAAGGUGUACGGGAAGCCGCUCGGCAUGGCCUUCGUCACCUUCAACGAUGAGGCCGCUGCAGCUCGAGUUCUCCGAGACUUCAAUGCUUGUAAGUGUCAGGGCUGCUUUUCCAGUGGAACGCAACAACAGACUUUCAACACUGACUGCCGCGCUACCAAAUGGACUGUGGGCUAUGCCCCUGAUCCGCACAACAUUUACUGGGAAAACCUCCCACUGAAGGGAAUAUCAUGGUGGCUCCGAUGCUUCAUCAUCAACUCCGUCCUUUUCAUUCUACUCUUCUUCUUGACCACCCCGGCCAUUAUCAUUACUACAAUGGACAAGUUCAACGUCACAAAGCCUGUUGAGUAUUUAAAUAACCCCAUCAUCACGCAGUUUUUCCCAACCCUCCUGCUGUGGUGUUUCUCUGCCCUCCUCCCGACCAUAGUUUACUACUCAGGAUUCUUCGAAGCACAUUGGACAAGGUCAGGGGAAAACCGGACAACAAUGCACAAAUGCUACACGUUCCUUAUCUUCAUGGUUUUAAUUCUCCCAUCACUGGGUCUCAGCAGUCUGGAUCUGUUUUUCCGUUGGCUGUUUGACAAGAAGUUCCUGGAAGAAGCUUCUGUACGGUUUGAGUGUGUCUUUCUCCCCGAUAAUGGUGCUUUUUUUGUGAACUACGUGAUUGCUUCUGCGUUCAUCGGAAAUGCCAUGGACCUGCUGCGCAUCCCUGGCCUGCUGAUGUACAUGAUCCGCCUCUCCUUGGCCAAGUCGGCAGCAGAGAGGAAGAACGUCAAACGUCACCAAGCCUAUGAGUUCCAGUUUGGAGCAGCUUAUGGGUGGAUGAUGUGCAUCUUCACCGUGGUUAUGACCUACAGCAUCACGUGCCCCAUCAUCGUUCCAUUUGGUUUAAUGUACAUGCUCCUGAAGCACUUGGUGGAUCGUUACAACAUGUACUAUGCCUACCUGCCCGCUAAACUGGACAAGAAGAUCCACUCUGGGGCCGUGAAUCAGGUGGUGGCAGCUCCCAUCCUCUGCCUGCUCUGUCUGCUUUUCUUCUCCACCGUCAGAACAGGCUUCUUAGCUGCUACAUCCAUGUUUACAUUUGUUGUCCUGGUGGUCACUAUCGUUAUCUGCCUCUCUCAUGUCUGCUUUGGCCACUUCAAAUACCUCAGUGCACAUAACUACAAGCAAACCUCUCCUCCAGCAGAUGCAAUAAGUACAGAGGAUGAAUCCUGUUACAGGACGCUGAUCGACCGCAGUGAGGCGGAUGGAGCAGUGGAAGCAAACGGACUUCGGGAAGGCACUUCGUCCCCACCCAAAGUCACACGGUACAUCGCCCAGGUCUUGCAGGACCCUCAGACGGAGCCCACAGCAGACAAUGAGCAGCCACCUUCGCAGAAGAAUGCCAAGGAAGUGAUCAGCGAAGGAGAGUUCCAGUCCUGCGAAGACAGUCUCAUUGAAAACGAGGUUCAUCAUUAGUGGAAAAUCACAAGGAGCUUUUUUCAUUCAUUGAAAAUAAAAAACAAACAUAAGUACAACGGGUAGGAUCAGGUACCAGGGCAUCGCAGGCUCAGUGAAACUGGUCUGUAACUAAUCCUUGGUACCGUGUAGGUUAUAGCAGUGCAGUGCAAAUUGCUAAACUUGUAGGCACACAAAAUUGCAAAUUGCAAAUUGCAAAAUUGCAAAUUGCUAAACUUGCACUUGUUUUGCUGAUGGGAGAAGCAUAACUGGAAAUAUUAAUGGCAUGAAGGAGAAAAUAAUGAUUUUUUUUUUUAAUCGAUCUCACCAAUUAUUAGCCCCCAGGUCCAUGUGUGUUAGUGGUUGGAAAUGUUGCUACAUCUCUAAUAUUAGUCCAAGAAAAUACUGGAGUGGGAAAUUGGCAACCGAGCCUGGUUACAUAAGCACACAUAAUGUUGCUGGGUGGGUAUGCCCAUGUGUGUGUGCCCAUGUGUGUGUGCCUGUGCGUGUGUGUGCCCAUAUGUGUGUGCCUGUGCGUGUGUGUGUGCCCAUGUGUGUGUGCCUGUGCGUGUGUGUGCGCAUGUGCACAAGGGAAAGAAAUCGUAAAACAAGAGAGAAGCUUUUGGUAUUUUUUAAUCCUUUGAGGUGUAAGAGAAUCAUUAUUAGCAAUUAGUGCACUUUUCCUGUUCAAAUCAUGUUAAAAAAUAAAUGGGUCAACUUUGUGAGAUUAUUUGUAAGUACAUGGUUAAACUUAGUUUAUAUAUUUUUUUUUUAAAGGAGUGGUCCUAAGUUUUGUGUUGCUAUCUCCCUACCAAAUGUAAAUGAGUUCUGAGUGUUGGGUAUCAUCUGUGUGACUUGGGUUGCAUGAAGGAAUGGGAAUCCAGCACGUUCAUGCUUCAGGCUGUGCAAGCUUUCCCAAUUUAUCUGGGGAAACCAUUGGAGAGAUGAGACGUGCACAAACAAGGGGGUGCGGGGGGGGGGCUGAAUGGCAGCGGGCAACAUUGGCCCGGUGUAGACGUACGAUUGCUGUUGAGGCCAAGCCCGAGUUUGCUCUGAGCAUCACCAGCUGAAGUUCUCCACAUGCCAGACGUCCAACAUUUUCCCACUUCCUUCGAGGUUCUAUCUGUGGCCAGUGGACUCUGUCGAUCAAGGGUUGGGCACAGUCAUCACUAAUGCAUUGCCUGGUCAAUAGGCUGGUGAUGUUUUGGGAGAAUGGAGAGGUCUAAUACCCUGGCUGUGUUCACAUUGUAAAACUAUUGAAGAUCCCUAAAGAGCCCCAUGUACCAAAGAUUUCCAAAUCCGUAUCUGCUGCAUUUUUUCAAUUGUUGGUUUCAGAUGGAGCUAUCGGAAGAAUUGAUUGGAAUGCCUGUGCAUUGAACAUGCACAUGCCCACAUUUUGUAAUCAUUGGUUUGGAGCGAGCUAGCUGAAGAACACAUGGGAAUGACCAUGUAUUGACCUUGUGGUUCUAUCACUUAAAGACUGAAGGUCCAGUAUGGCUUUGUCCUGUGUCCCAUCCUUGUGCCUCUCCCACGCUGGAUGUAAACGGUAAUAUUGUCCAGAAGCUCUUAACGAAGCGGUUAUACCUCAGAUGAUUAAAAGCAUAACUAACAUUACCACCUAGAUUGAAUCACUGCAGAUUGAAGUUUGUCCGAGGCUGCUCGUACGGCAAAGCUGGUAGAGGCUGCCCUUGUUAAUGAUGAAAGAAUUACCAACACAGAAUCACCAUUACCAAUUGUAAUGAUUCAGUUGCAUCUCAAGUCCAAUCAGAAUAGUUGUGUUAGCAAUCCAACUAAAGACCCCAACACAAUUAUUUUCCAUAUUUGUGCAAACAAGCCAGAAGUUGCACCACCCAAUUUGAUAUGGUAAUGUUUUUUUUUUUAAGUCUCUACUUUCGCUAUUAAGAAUUUCAUUUCUCCUUCAGCAGAUUGCAGAGAGAGAAAAUGUUUAAGAUGUCUGGGUGCGGUUCAUUAUAUUAGAGAAUGUAACAUUCCUUUUUCACAAGACAUCCACUCACUACUUUUCUUUUGAAAUGUCAUUUACAAUUUGGCCUUGAAAUAAAGAAAUAUUAAUAUUGGGCUAAGUUUGCUGCCUUGAAUGUGCAGUAACUACUCUUUUGGGGGGGGGGGGGGGUGUCAAAGAGAGGUUGCCUUUACAGGAGGCAGAGGAAACUUAGCGUUAGUUCCAGGCUCACUGUCUGCCCAUUGAUGAGCAUAAGGCGACCACUCCCAGGAUAAUGCUGUGUGCGUUGAUUUUUUGAUGGGAUCCUAAUUAAACACGGAACCCAUUUAGCUAGGGUGCCUGCCAUUUGGGACUUUGUGCGAGCCACUUGUCUAGAAACAGCAGGGCUGACCACGGCUAUUUAGCACGAGCCAUCAGAUCUUCAACUUUACAACCACCUAGUGCAUGUUAUGUUGCGUUUGAAAGCUCAUUCUUUUUGUGUCACGGUCAAUGUGAUGGGAAUGACUGGGUAAGGGUUUGUUCCAUGUAAUGUGGGUGAAUGAGCAGAGCUCUGCCCACCCACAGCAUUUCACAAGGUCGACUUCAACGCUGACCAAAAUACCGUUUUUUGUUUUUUUUACUCCCAAGAAAAUUAUGUUUUGGAAUGUGUUGAUUUGGGAUUAACAAUUUGAAGCUUAUCAGCUGUAACAACAUGUCGACUAUUAACUUUUUGUCCAUUCAUGUGUGUGGGUUUUCACACUUGCGGAUGGAGCAUGAGUGUAACAAGGGGUUCUUUAAAGUGUGUGUGGAUAAUGUCCUUGGGUGGGGUUAUUUGUAUAUAUCUGAAUGAACUAAAGUGCAAGCACUGUAUAUAUAAUUAAUAUAGAUCAGCCAAUUGCUUCACAUCUGUCCUGUGGUGCAGUGGUGAUACCUGCAGUAAAUUAUUAAUAGAUAUUACCAUUUGAAGCUGUCUGUUCAUCUUGUACAUAGUCACUUGUGUAAGAAUUUGGAAAUGCUUUUGGGAAAACAUCUGCCUUCUCCACCCGUUGCCCCUUGGCUAUUGAACUCCCAACGAAGGAGAGCAGUACUGGAAUCUAAAUCUCCACUAAGUUCCCUUCCGGGUGCAACCCACCACCUCGGGUUGGCUUGGAAUAACAAGGCCAGGCUGCAAAGUGUAUGGAUAAGGAAGUGGCGGUGAUAUCAUCUGCAGAUGCGCAUGGGAUCUGGGUGAUUACAACAUUGGAAGGGACCUCGCUUGUGGGAUUCAGGAUGUGAAAAUGAACUUAAGGGACCUUUUCCUCGAUCCAUGCCAUGCCAUGCCCGACUUGGAAUACUUGAUUGUUGAAUCUGGGCGCAGGACAAUACAAUCCUCCACAACUGGCAUCUUGUUCCAAAGUGUAUAAGCAACUACAGACACACUGGAGAUGUAUUACUGUUUGAUGGUUUCCAUUUCAAACUAUUGCGCGGUGUGUUAUUUUCGAUACAAGUAACUGGAAUUCCACUUGGAUUUUUUUUUUGUAGAUGGUGUUACCCUUUCAUGUUUCCAGGUAGUUGACUGAUUUCCUGGUUGCCUCUUGUCCGUACUGAAUGAAGUUAAUACUGCUUAUAAAUCACAAAGAAUGAAUCGAA